This is a messenger RNA of Zeugodacus cucurbitae (melon fly), 1749 nucleotides long. RefSeq lists its product as uncharacterized. The record is from RefSeq and is a predicted model, not a curated record. The transcript is spliced from 2 exons. The coding region runs from base 1 to 1749 and encodes 582 amino acids. NCBI's taxonomy places the organism in Eukaryota, Metazoa, Arthropoda, Insecta, Diptera, Tephritidae.
AUGCAGCUUCUUUACAAUUUCACCGCGCUGCUUAGUCUUAUGGAACUUUCCACCAUAGAGCAACGAUACACUGAAGUUUUCAAGGACAUCUGCACAGUUAUAGCUAACGACCAGCAACCUUAUACUUUCAUCUACGACAGUGCAGAGACCACACCAGAGACGCUCGAUAACCACGACCACCCAAAUGUGCCAUUUGUGCUGCACACACUGAACACGCCAAAUCCAACAGCUAUCAUUAGUAUUGAUCAUCUCGCCCCCAUUAAGAACUACAAGGAGCUUUUUCAUAGCAGUUUAAUUAGCGUCGUGCGACUGAGCCUCCAGAUUCAAGCCGAUAAAAAACUACUAAGGGCGCUGUGGCAACGUCUACAAAGGAACAGAAAAAGCCGUCUCAUACUACUCUUCGAUGACAUAUCCAGUGAAGCUUAUAUAAAGAGAAUUCUGAAAUACUGUGCCUACCAAAGCGCCAUAAAUGUCAUCGGUUUGCAACCAAUAAUGGCGGUGGAGGAACGCAGUUACUGGACGUUGCAAAUAUUUCCCAAACAGCGAACUGUUCGCCUACAUUUUCCAACAAACUACGGCGAGCUAUUCCCACGCCAUAUGGAAAAUAUGCACGGACACGCUUUGCGUGUUAUAGAGAAUGCCUGGUAUCCACUCAUUUAUAACUUCACGCCCAAGCAAGGACCGCCAAUGCUCAGUGGCUACGUGGGCAGAGCUUUGUUGGAGUAUGCUCGCUAUCAUAAUGCGACGAUUUCGGCGCCGUUGGUGAUGCGGCAGAGAGGGUUUUUGUUUCCAGAAUCUAGCGAUAUACUCGGUAAUAACAGCGCAGAUAUCGGUUUACUUGUGCCAAUACAAAUUCGAGAUUCACGUUUAAGUUACUCGAUGGUGGUGCAUUUCAUGGAUUGGUGUAUGAUGAUACCGGUGGAGAAACCAUUGCCGCGAUAUACCUUCUACUACCAAACAGUCGAUUUGAUUGUGGUUAUUGUAUUCUGUAUCAGCCUCACUUUGAUCUCCAUCAUGUUGGCAAUCUUAUCUUAUAGGAAUCGUCGGCAACAAAUUGAGCUUCGCUUCGCAGAUAUUUUCAUAACUUCAGUACUACAAAGAUUACUGGGUACACCAUUUCAGGCCCAGCGACACAUAACAACUCUGCACAAGUUUAUCAGCAUUAUCAUAUCGUUGGCGGGUGUAAUCAUCAGCACCGGUUACUCCACUUAUCUACAGAGUUUCACUGUAAGCGCACCCGUUGGUACGCUUAUGAAUACUGUUGAUGAUGUUCUGAAGAAUGGCAUACAAAUUGCGCUUGGUACGAGCAACCUUUAUUGGGUCGAACAGGAGAAACGCUUUACAGAAAUUCUUCAGAACUAUACGUUCUUCAGUAAUUUUACCGAUUUGCUGAUGCUGCGCGAUACACUCGAUACACGUUACGCAUUUCCGGUCACCGAUAUGUGGGAAAUAUACCAUGAACAGCAGAAAUAUUUCACAAAACCGCUUUUUCGUAUUUCGAAUCUCUGCUUUGGCAAGAAUCUUCCAAUGACAUUCAUAUUUCAGGCGAACUCAAUAUAUCCGCCGAGUAUAAAUAAGUUUAUGGGCCGAUUGCUCGAAGCCGGUCUAAUAAGGUUUUGGUUGCAACAUAGUUUUGUGGAAUUAGUUGCGAUGGAUGUAAUCAAAUUGGACGACAUUAAUAAGCAAGUUGGAAUAGACAUAUGCAUACUUGUACAGAUGGGAGCUCAUCAUAGCCCCAUAAGCAAAUAA